Molecule: messenger RNA, 4441 nt
Organism: Triplophysa rosa
Lineage: Eukaryota; Metazoa; Chordata; Actinopteri; Cypriniformes; Nemacheilidae
Gene: foxo1b
Product: forkhead box O1 b
Exons: 3
Coding region: 231-2138 (635 amino acids)
Biological process (GO): regulation of transcription by RNA polymerase II
Cellular component (GO): nucleus
Molecular function (GO): DNA-binding transcription factor activity, RNA polymerase II-specific; RNA polymerase II cis-regulatory region sequence-specific DNA binding
Source: RefSeq, a predicted model, not a curated record
CCGUGGUAGGCAUGGUACGAACUACACAUCGCUGACUUUUUCCGUACGACCAGACGUAACUUUGUUUGGGAAGAAACUUGUGCUUUAUUGUAAUCUAGAUAAAUUGAGAUCCAAUCAUGUGUAAUUGUUAGAGUUGGACAAACUAGUGGUUUCACCAGCGGAUGUUAAAAUCUUCACGGCACUUAUCAUCUGACCAAAGAAAAGUCAUCUGAUUUGGCUUUGAUUUUGGGAUGGCAGAAGCGCAGCAGCAACAGUUGGUUGACAUCGACCCAGAUUUCGAGCCUCUUUCCCGACCGCGUUCAUGCACCUGGCCGCUGCACCGACCCGAAUUCAACGAGCCGGGGAGCUCAAACACAUCCUCCCCGGCGCCGUCCGUCAAGCCGGAGCAAGGCAUUGUGGACUUUAUUAACAGUUUAAGUUUACUAGAGGAGACCGAAGACUACACGGAGGAGAAGCCCGUUCUGUUGUGUAACGACUUCCACUGCCAGGACAACUGCGUUCAUCCCCAGCAACAGCUUUCGGCGGCGUUGCAUCCACAGCAGCCGAAUCCCCAGUUGACGCACCCUCAACAGGUGCCGCCGCUCCCCGCCCCUGCCAGCAGCUCCAGCCCCGCAGCGGCCCAGAGGAAGAGCAGCUCGUCUCGUAGGAACGCAUGGGGGAAUAUGUCAUACGCUGACCUCAUCACCAAGGCGAUCGAGAGAUCCCCUGAGAAGCGGCUCACCCUGUCUCAAAUCUACGAGUGGAUGGUUAAGAGCGUGCCUUACUUCAAAGAUAAGGGCGACAGCAACAGCUCAGCCGGCUGGAAGAACUCAAUCAGACACAAUCUGUCCCUGCACAGUCGUUUUGUGCGGGUGCAGAAUGAAGGAACGGGGAAGAGCUCGUGGUGGAUGCUGAACCCUGAAGGGGGCAAGAGUGGCAAGUCUCCACGCAGGAGAGCCACGUCCAUGGACAACAACAGCAAGUUUACAAAGAGCCGAGGACGAGCGGCCAAGAAAAAGAUGACCAUGCAAGGUGGACUCGAUGGCGGUUCUAACAGUCCUGGUUCUCAGUACCCAAAAUGGCUCGGCAGCCCCAGCUCUCACAGCAAUGACGAUUUCGAACCCUGGACCACUUUUCGUACACGCGCCAGCUCUGAUGCCAGCACGCUCAGCGGACGCCGUUCACCCUUCCUACCUGAGGAGGACGAGGCCGGCGAGAUCCACAUCGGAUACCCGGGCACCAAACUAGGCCCCCUGCCCAGCCUCUCCGAAAUAACAGGUUCCCUGGUUCACCAUGGAUCUGAGAGCGUGAUGAUGGAUAAUUUGUUAGACAACCUCAACAUUAUUUCCCCCAAAAGUAAUGGGCAGGGAAGCCAAGACGCCCAAUCCACACUGUCCUCACCCAUGAUGCAAGGUAGCCCCGGGUAUCAAUCUUACAACUCGCCCCAGCAGGACUAUCGAAAAUGCCUGUAUGGACAGGGUCCCAUCCCCAUACCAACAUUAUCAGACAGUAAACCGGGGGGUUACGGACCUUUCACGGGCCAUUACAACUGCGCUCCAGGCCUGCUUAAAGAGUUACUGGCUGCCGAUGCUGAUCAUAGAAGAGACCGCAUGCAGUCUUUAGAAACCAUGGCCUCUCAGGUUGGAGACGGGGUGCUUGCUAGCUACGCUAGGUCAGGACAACUAGGACAUGGUGGGAAAAUUUUAAGCCCCCAUGCACACCCACACACACAUCCUCACCUCAACGCACACUCGCGACCGCUGCAUCAGAUGCCCUCGCCGCCGUUGGGCAUGAACGGGUGUACCCUGGUGCCCCACGUGCAUCCUGGUCGUCUUGGUAACAUGAAGCCUCACCUGCCUCACAAUCAUCCUGCUCACCUGGGAAGAGGUGGAGGAGAAGUAGGGUUGCCAAGUUACACCAACGGCAACGGCUUUCACAGACAUGGAACGGUUCAUCACCACCUUCAUGGUCAUCCAGAGCGGUUGCCCAGUGACUUGGAUGACAUGUCGAUUGAGCAGCUAGAAUGUGAUGUAGAGACUGUCCUUCAUGACACACUUAUGGAUGGCGACGCCCUGGACUUCAACUUUGAUCCUAUGAACAUUCAACAGAGUUUCCCUCACGGGGUGAAGACAAGCACGAAUAACUGGGUAUCUGGAUAGAUAUUAAGUCAAAUAAUAUUACAUCUUUAUGAUGAUGAUUUGAUUUGUUAUCACAUUGUUUUCAAAGCACUUAAGAUAGUCCCCAAAAAUAUAUGGACAAUAAAACAAAACAUGGCAACGUCCUUCCUUGUGUUAAAAAAGACAUUAAUGUGUCUUAAAAAUGUAUGACCGUCUUUGCAUUAAAUAACAAAAUAUCAAAACAUUUUGUUUGAACAUUUAACAACCCUUCGCAAGAAAAAUCUUUUAGAAAAUUGGUUUGUUAGGGCAUAUUGUGAAAGUAUUUAGCAAUUUUAUAGUCUUUGUGUAGGAUGCCUGAAUUAAUUUGGUGAAGUACACAACUGAGCUUUUUUAUUUUUUGCCAAUUUUUCCGCAAAACAUGGCCUAAGAACCAAGACCAAAAAAUAAGUUUUAAGGAACAUGGCGAAAGGAACUUGACAAACGUUUAUUUUGUUGUUGUCUAUGCAGUGGAGUUCAUUCUGUAUAUUUUCAGCAUCACUUUAGUGUGCAAAGUGUCCAUAUACUUUUGGGAACACUGUAUGUGCUAAUAUACAUGUAAAUGUCAUAGACACCAGAUCAAUGGACAGUUGACCAAUGCAGUUCUGUAAGUUAUGGGCUGCAUAUAUUUUAUAGCGUGUUGAGAGAUACAGAUUUGAAACUUUCCUACCCCACAAGUGUUCUGUUUUUGCCAUGUACUUUUCCAAAAGAAAAUAGUAAAGCCAGUGUUGGAUCACUCAUCAUUGUGAGCCAAUGAGCAGAUUCACGUCAUAGUAGCUUUCCGCUCUUACGGGCAAGUGUGACAGCUCAUGUCUGCUUCGGAAACAUUACCAACAUGUUUCAUUUUAGUUCUCUCUUACCGCUCGAACUCUCUUUCCUCCCUGUUUCAUUUCUCAUUUGCAUUUACCUCAGUCUGAACUUCUAAGUACAAAAAUGUACGAAAGGCUCCGUUAUUGUCAGGAAUCAAGUUUUAGUAUGUACAUUCAGACUAACCAAAAGCAAAACCAAAUUUGUGGUUUUGUAACAAUUUAUUUUGUAAUUUUUUUGUUUCAUUGGUCUCUAUUCUGCAUUGAAUUUUAGUGAUGUACAGUUCUGUGUAUCAUGUAAACUGGAGUGUAUGUAAAUGAAUGAUACAUUACAGAUUAAUCAUUUUCACAUUCGAUGGUGAUGAAUGAAUGCCUUUUGUACAGAGAUGUAUAUUUUGUUGUACCAAUGAGAUGGUAAAUGAAAUGUUUCUAUAAGUAAAUUUCAGCUUCUUGUCAGUUUAAAUGUUUUCUCCAAAGAUUUUUCCUCUCAUCCAAGCCUUUAAAGUCUAUAAAAAUAUAUUGUGGCCUUUGCUGUAUACAGUAAAUAUAUAAUGGGCGGUUUUCUCAAAAUGCUUCAUAAAAGUCAAAGCUAUUCUUUGUAAUAUUGAAGUAUUUAAUCAUCUGUCUAAAUGUGUUCAGAUCAAUGACAUGUUCCUUUGUUGUGUUAGAUUUUGUUAAAAUUGUGAAUUCUCAUUGAAAGACACAGAGUUCAAGACUACUUAAGGCUAAAUUUGAUUCUAAAAGACUUCUUAAAAUGUUUUAAUUUUCGUUUUUGACAGUGAUUAUAUGAUAAUUUAGUGUCAUUUAAGAUUGUUCCCUCUGUGUUGUUGUCUUAAAUUUGAAAUAUCGCUGCAAAUGCAAAUGCACACACGUUGCAUUGUAACUGCAUAUCUACAAAAUAUUUAAUGCUUUGAGAUUUUAUAUCCCAACAGUGAGGAGAACCAUGAAGGGUUUGUAAAUUAUAAAAAAUAUUUUUAACAUAUGCAUAUAUUUUUCACAGCUGUUCAACAAGUACCCACAACCUGCAUUUUAUAGUCAUUUUAGACUAUGAAUAUUACAAAUGUUCUUGUUUAUUUCAUCUGUAUAUUUAUGUCACUGAAUUUGUGUAAUUUCAUUUUUGUCUAUUUGUGUGGAUAGUUUGACAUGUAAAUGGUGUUGAUUUUGCCUUAUUUAAAAACCACAUUGACUAGUUUUGUCUAAUUUCUUUAAUGUAUGAUUUAGUCUCUAAAUGUGUUGGUGACAAUUUUUGUAUUUGCUGAUGCUGACAUUGCUCUCCGAUGUGAAGUGAUUGACAUGGGGGGUGGUACAGUUGUGAAUUUGAAACAAACUUAUCAUCCUUGAGUUCUUGUCAGAACCACAAUGCUUUUAUAGACUAGUUCAACAUGGAGGAAGUGCCUGAUAAUAAUGUAAUGUAAUAAAACAGCUAUGAAAAAUUGAUUCUAAGUUAACAUACAAACAUUUGCAGCUGUUAUAUCAAGCCAUAAUUGUAUAUAAAAGUAUGAA